GCUUUAGCUGUCAUGAAUGUAAUUCACGUCAUUUGUAUUGUAUAUUGAUGCACUUGUAUAUUUGUUUGUUCUCUGAAGUAUUUGUUUGUUUGGUUUGUGGGGUGGGAACUAUAAUUGUGCGGUCGGUUUCGGGGGGGACAUGUUUUGGUGUUACAAAGCUGUGAGGUCAGUUACGAUGGAACCACAGCAACGGGAUUGUCAUUUUCAUGUAGCUCCCAUAAGUGGUGAUGGUUCCUAGAGUUUGCUCGUUCCCUCUUGGACGUGUGCAGCCAGUGAGUUCGACGGUGGAUACCAACGUUUUCAAAUGGUGGAAUAAAUCCGGCAGUACGAAUCAUGGUCUCGUGUGUUUCCUGGAGGGAGUGAUAGUCGAACUCAGACCUGCGUGAACCGUUCCCGACCUGCUCGUCAAGACGGAUCACAGAUAAACAACUUUUACGUUAAAGGACACACAAGUUCACCUAUUUUCAGACGUCCAUAAGUCAGGCACGGAAGUGUGUUCUGAAAGGACAAAAGGACUGAAAAAUAGAAGGGAAAGAAGUACCACAAGGAGCUGUGUGAAGCCAAUUAACAUAACGGUGUUUAUCAGGUAUGAAGGAGCAUGUACGUAAGUGAGUGUUACAGCUGAACUUUGUCUUUUGUUUGUGAUUUGAGAAAAGUAUUAAUUUCUUAAAGAAGUUGUGUGCAUUGAAGAAAGGUAUCAUUUUGACAGGAGUAAUAUAUGAUAUCUGCAAGUCUUUAUAAUGCCUAGUUCAAAGGGUUAAGUUAAAGGAAAGUAACCUAUUAUUUUGGGGUAUUUGGUAAAUGCUUGUUGUGAAAUGUAUUGGUUAUUUGUGAAACUUGAUAGUGUACAGCCUGCUUACAAAUAAUUUAAAAUGUCACAAAUAAGCAAAGAUAGUCAUUAUGAAGGCGCACUCAUAGAACAAGAGACAAGGAAGAUCGAUGAGUCCUGCGUCCUACAAAAAGAAGUUCAGCCAGAAGAGCUGCGAAAAGGUGAAAGAGCCCGCACAUUAACAGAAAAAGGAAGAGAAUUUCAAAGAGAAAAAACAAAAGGGCUACUACUUCGCUUUGACAGCAUAUAUGAACGUUGGAAGGCUUUAACUAAGCUGGCAAAGAAAUCUGUAACAAGACAGGAUCCCAGUAACAUCCUACAAGAAAACAUCAACACUAUUCAAAGAGAAUUAUCUGAGCUGAAUAAUGUUUAUGACGAAUACAGAAGGAUGGACAGCCCAGCUCACGAAAUGCGCCGCAAGCUGGACAAUUGCACAUCAGUCACAAAAGUCGUCGUACAAAACGCACAGUCGCAAAUCCAGGGCAUAGAAGAAGAACUGAUUUGGCCAGAUGCAAGCUCUGUAUUUGCCUCUACAACGUCGAGCGUUUCAUCUCCAAACUCCAAGUGUUCGAGGGCCAUUUCCAAUCGCUCUAAUGCAUCCUCGAUUAAAAGACAAGAAGCUGCUGCAGAGUAUGCAGCCACCCAAGCUGUGUUAAAGAUUAUGGCUGAACAAGAUUGCCAGCAAGAGAAACUGCAAAGACUUGAAGUUGAAGAUAGACUGAUAGUUGCAGACCAAGAAGCAGCUGCACGUACUCGCCGUCUUCAGCAAGAAAGAGAAGAGACUGAGCGUAAGAUAGAAAAGGAGAAGCAAGAAGCUACUCUCUUAAAGAAACAGCAAGAAGAAAAUGCUGAAAGGAAAAAAUCUGUAGAGGACCUGAAAAGAGAGCUUGAGCGUUUGGAAGAGCUAAAGAGACUGAAUGCAGCCAGAGCAAGGCUUCAAAUCUACGAUGAAGAUACGUUCCAACCAGAGCAAGAGCUAACAUCAUGUAGGUUUGAGUUGCCUAUGCCUGAGCAAGCAAUUAAUCAGGAGAACCCUGUGAAUCCACAACGUCAACCUCUAGGAGAGGUAGCUCCGAGCAGUAUACUUCAAAACGAAACAGGAGAGCUGGUGAAGGUUCUAGCUGAAGCAAUAUCAGCAAAUAGACUACCCAUUCCAGAGCCUACCAUCUUUAGUGGAGAUCCACUCAAGUUUAACCAUUGGAAGUCUUCUUUCCAGACACUAGUGGAGAGAAAAAAUAUUCCAACCACAGAAAAAAUCUUCUUCCUCCAGAAAUAUGUGGGAGGAGCAGCAAGGGAAGCUCUGGAAGGUUACUUUCUGAUUGAUUCAGAACAUUCAUAUUGCGCAGCAUGGAACCUACUCAACGAACGAUACGGAGAUCCGUUCGUAAUCGCCAAAGCCUUCAGAGACAAGUUACAUGCAUGGCCAAAACUAGCCUCUAGAGAGAGUGCCGAGUUGAGAAGAUUUGUGGACUUCUUACGUAGCUGUGAAGCUGCUAUUGUUCACAUUGAAAGCCUAAAGGUUCUUAACGAUGACAUUGAAAAUCAAAGACUCACUGCCAAACUACCUGACUGGUUGAGUACUAGAUGGAACCGAAGAGCCACACAAUAUCAAAUGGAACACAGAAGAUUUCCUAGCUUUAAUUAUUUUGUUACAUUCCUGACAAUGGAAGCUAAUAUUGCAUGCAACCCAAUAACCUCUUACCAUGCAUUACAACAAAGCCAACCUGAUAAAGCGAAGAUCAAGAGCCAAACCAUAGUGGCCACUAAAGCCCAAAGUGCAAAGAUCUUCACAACCAAUGCAAGUGAAAGAACCAUACCCACAUGUGUGUUUUGCAAGAAGUUAGGACACAGUCUACACAAGUGUCACAGAUUUGUCGAAACACCAGUUGCUGAUCGAGUGAAGUUCAUUCAAAGCGAGAGACUAUGCUUCGGAUGUUUGUGCCCCGGUCAUCAAUCCAAGAGUUGCAGUAGCCGGCUGGCCUGUGACACCUGCUCAAAACGUCAUCCUACAUGCUUACACGAAGAUCGCUCAAAGCAAGAACAAAGGAGAGAAUCUUCUAAAGAAAUGAGCUGUAGCAAUGAAAGAAAGCCACAAUCAACACAACGACAAGACAACAUCAAGGAAAGCACAUCUAACAGAGUUGUGCAAGAUGUCAACACGCUAAUGCCUAGAGCAGUCGUGUGUGGGGAAGAUGACCAACCCUUCGCUCAGAAAACUGAUCUAGGUUGGAGCAUAGUGAGUUAUGGGGACCCACAGGAGCACUACAGUGAUGUAAUUGGAGUAAGCCAUCGCAUCAUCGUAAGGCAAGUGACACCUGAAACAAACCCGAAGGUCAAGCUCAAAAGAGAAGUUCAUUACGUCUGCAAGACUCAGAUCAAGGAAGUGAUCAGUCCAGAGGAUGUAAUUAAGGUGCUGGAAUCUGACUUCAGUGAAAGGUUGGUGGAAGAUGUCACUGUCUCUCAGGAGGACCUCCUCUUCUUGGCCAAGCUGAGAGAGGGAAUCAAACACAAACCAGAUGGUCAUUAUGAAAUGCCCUUACCAUUCAAACGAGACAGACCAACUCUACCCAACAACAAGUCAUGUGCUGUGCAGCGUUUAAGGUGCUUGGAACGGAAGCUCAAGAGAGACCAUAAAUACUGCUCAGACUACGUCAACUUCAUGAAGGACGUCAUCGCUCGGGGCGACGCAGAAAGAGUUCCAGAAGAAGAACUAGACAAUCAACCAGCCUGGUAUAUUCCCCACCACGGAGUAUACCACCCUCACAAGCCUGGGAAGAUCCGCGUUGUUUUUGAUUGUUCAGCUAGGUUCAAAGACACAUCACUGAAUGAUCACCUUCUUACAGGACCAGAGCUCACAAACACCUUGGUGGGAGUUCUAUGCAGAUUUCGCAGGUGCCCAGUUGCGGUUAUGUGCGAUGUGGAGCGAAUGUUCCAUCAGUUCCAUGUAAGACCUGAAGACCAAGACUACCUGAGGUUCUUAUGGUGGGAGAAUGGCGACUUGGAGUCUUCACCGUCAAUUUUCCGGAUGAAAGUUCACCUGUUUGGGGCAGCCUCCUCACCUGGUUGUGCCAAUUUUGGUCUUAAACAUCUAGCUGCUGAAAGUCGGGACCAAUUUGACCAGAAGACAGUUAAAUUUAUCGAAAGAAAUUUCUAUGUUGACGAUGGACUGGUCAGCGUGGCGUCUGAUGCUGAGGCAAUCAACCUCAUCAAAGAAGCAAGACAGCUUUGCAGCACAGUUCAGAGUCGCAGUCAAGGAGCACCCAUUGACAAGAAGAGGAGUGCUAUCUACGGUAGCCUCCAUCUACGACCCAUUAGGGUUCGUAGCCCCAUUUAUUCUCCUCGGAAAGCAGAUAUUGCAGCAACUGUGUCGAGACAAGCAAACUUCAGUGAAGUCAAACAGUACCAGCUUCACCACUUCUCCGACGCCAGCGUCACAGGCUACGGGGAGUGCACUUAUCUCAGAGCCAUCAACACCAGCGGAGAUGUACACUGUUCAUUAGUCAUGGAAUCCAAAGAAUUAAAUCAACCUCAGAUCCCCAGCAAUGGCGAUUUGUACGCUCUGAAGACAAUCCGGCGGAUCAUGCUUCAAGAGGUCUAA
Pungitius pungitius (ninespine stickleback) is the source of this 4427-nucleotide messenger RNA. RefSeq lists its product as uncharacterized. Bases 873 to 4427 code for a protein of 1184 amino acids. The record is from RefSeq and is a predicted model, not a curated record. Lineage: Eukaryota; Metazoa; Chordata; Actinopteri; Perciformes; Gasterosteidae. The transcript is spliced from 6 exons.